AUGGCUAGCAACACAUAUGGUUUCAACUUCUAUCUCUACUACCUUGUGAACUGGCCUGAAUAUUACCAAGUAGCAGAGCAUCCGAAUGGUCAAAUUAUGGGAUACAUUAUGGGAAAAGCUGAAGGUAGAGACGAAAACUGGCAUGGACAUGUUACAGCCCUUUCAGUGGCACCGGACUAUCGUCGCCUAGGACUUGGUGCUCGAAUGAUGCACACUUUGGAGCAUAUUUCAGACAUGUAG
This is a messenger RNA of Strongylus vulgaris, 240 nucleotides long. The record is from the annotation of a GenBank genome assembly. NCBI's taxonomy places the organism in Eukaryota, Metazoa, Nematoda, Chromadorea, Rhabditida, Strongylidae.